AUGGCUAUCAGGAUGUUUAGCGAGGAAGCAAGUAAGAGGGUGUAUGGUUGUGAUGCCGCCGCUGGUGAUACUGGAGACGUUUGUUCAUCAAGUGCCUGCAGUGAUACCACGAAUGCAGUGUGCGAUAAAGUCUAUGAAAAGUGUUUGAUCAAAGCAGGAAAAGCCUGUGCAGGAGCAAAUGCAAACAAUUGCAUUUUUGGAGCGUCCUGCCAAUCGUCUGUUUGUACAUGCGGAAAUGGCUAUAACAAAGCUACUGAUCUCUGUACCCCUAAAGUAGGUGGGACUGCUGGCACUGACUGCAGCUCUGCGGCAACUUUAUGUACAACUCCUAAUUCUGAGUGCAACAAUCAAGUCUGCAAAUGCAAGAAUGGAUUUAUAAUUAACAUUGAUGAUGGAAAGUGUGAUGGAGCCGUAGGUACAGCUUGCACUGCUAAAGACACGUGUGUGACCUCUACUAUCUGUGAUUCUGCUAAAUUAAAAUGCUUGAUAAGACACGGGAAGUCAUGUGUUGGUAAUACAGACAAGUGUGUGUCACAUGCCACGUGUUCUGAGAAUGUCUGUCAGUGUGAUGCCAGCACAACCGUCGCCUCUCCUGACGGCGUGUGCAUGAUAAGACACGGGCAGUCAUGUGUUGGUAAUACAGACAAGUGUGUGUCACAUGCCACGUGUUCUGAGAAUGUCUGUCAGUGUGAUGCCAGCACAACAGUCGCCUCCCCUGACGGCGUGUGUACCCUGAAGAACAGCGCAAGGUCUUCAGCAAUAUUCUCAUGUUGGAUGCUGUUUGUGGCGCUGACGGUCGGGUCAUCAACUGUCAUUUAACACCGAUCCACAAGCCAUCUCCUUUCGUUGAUCUUCUGGUAACAAACUGCAUUCGUCCAGGACUGAGAAUAUACUGUUUAAUGUGAAUGACAGAUGAUGCUUCAGGCAACUUUCUGUCACUUUUCUUUUCAUAAAAAUACCUCUUUAACAUAAACUUAAGCUCCAUUUCUGUGUAGAAUGAUCUUAAUCAACAUUUGACGAUUGUAUUCAUUAAUGCUCUCAUUAUCCUGUUUUUCUCGAGAGUACUAAUAUAUUUACCGUAUUUUGUUUAUUAUGGUUUAAAAAGUAAAAAUAAUUUAUUUAUUAAGGCUAAUAAGCUUUAAGAAAUACUUUUCUGCUGAAUUUAUCACUUAUUUCAAAGACACUAUUGAUCGCAUCUCAGCUGUCAAAAUUAUGAUAAACCUCUGCUAAAUCUUGUAAAUUUAAUUUAAAAUCUGCAGUGUAGAGAAAUAUAAAAACAACAGAUGAAUAAUACUGAUUGACUGGUUUGUGCAAAUGACUUUCCACACAAAUGAGCUCCAUUCUUUGGUACCUCAUGAGUCCAAAUGAGUAAAAUUAUUUAGACACAGGAUCCAUGUCAUCCAUUACAUGGUGAACAAUGAGCUGCCAUUGAAGAGACCUCUCUGUGCCUGAUGUGUCAUAUGUACAAAUACUUCAAUCUAGUUUCAGGUACAGUGAUUCUUACAAUACCUAUGUAAAUAUCAAUGCUGGACCAUGUUAUUAUAUGAACUUAUAAAUGGGUACACUUUACUGUGUCCCUGUAAAACACUAGGUGAAUGAUAAUUGCUAAAAUUAAAGCAUC
Pomacea canaliculata is the source of this 1621-nucleotide messenger RNA. Its product is annotated as prion-like-(Q/N-rich) domain-bearing protein 25. Bases 1 to 819 code for a protein of 272 amino acids. NCBI's taxonomy places the organism in Eukaryota, Metazoa, Mollusca, Gastropoda, Architaenioglossa, Ampullariidae. The transcript is spliced from 9 exons. The record is from RefSeq and is a predicted model, not a curated record.